UUCUCCUCCCACUCCGCUCCUCUUGCCUCCCUCCUACUGUCUGCUGCUGGUCCGCGGGGAAGUCGCAAGAUGGCCGACGUCGCUUGAAAGUAUGUUCCUCUCCUCAAUAUGAAGCCGUGAGUGAGACAGAGAGCGAGGGAGCGAACGUUUAGGGUUUUUUUUUUGUUUUUUGUUUUAUUUUAGUUUUUACUUUUACUUUGUUUGUUUUUUUUAGUUCGGUUUCAUCGUCCACUUCAUUCCGGAUCGGCCCCUGCCUCGGGAUUCUUCUUGGCUAGCUUAGCUAACCUAACGUUAGUUUGAGUCGUCAGUCACACCGGGCUCUGGCUAGCUUAGCUAACGGGCUGCGGGGACGUUAAGCUAGGUUAGCAGGCUAGUUAGCUAAACUCGGACUGUUAGUUUCACCGCUGGCUACAGCAUCGCGUUAAAUCAGUUCUAGCUGGAGUUAUUUAGCAUUUUAGUCACACUUAGGUUAACUACUUUACGGAUACUGUGUGUUCACAUCAUAGCAGGGACUGUCUGACUGAGAGCUGUUCAAACACUAUGUGCUGCACGGACUAGUCGCAGUUUCAUGUCGCUAGCAUGUAGGAUUAUCUACAGUUUUUUUGGGAUAUUUUCACCGCCGUUAUCGAUUACUGUACGUCGUAGAAGUACCGCCGGUCAUGUUUUCCCACCGAGUAACUUUGUAAUAAACGCGAAUAGUCCGUAGUUUGGACAGUAUUGUUGGCAUCAUACCAAAACACAGAGAAAAAAAGGAGGAAUGGCUGCACACUGCACACACACACGACCAAAUAACUAGCUAGCUAGGUUAGCUAACUGCACGAUAUAGCCCCACUCACAACUUUACAGCAUAACACAUCAUAUUUGGUGGGUGGGAAAUCAGUUUAUUGUAAACGUUACCCGGCUUUAAAAACAUUAGCUAACUAACUAGGUUAAUUAGCUAGUUAGUUAAUUAAUCUAACCUACCCAAUUGUUAGUUAGCUAACUAGUAAGUGAGCUCGACUGAUUUGAGCACGUAUCUACCCAACACAAAUAAUAACUAUUAACUCUUUUAGCAGGAGCACGAUAUCUAACGUAGGCUAGCUACCUGUUAGUUAGCUUAGCUAGUGAAAUACUCCACACAGACACAGAGACAGGCACGUUGUUUAUUUUCUGAGACUUUGAGUCAAGUUAAACAGGACACCGCUAGCUAACUAAAGGUGUGCAAUGGGAGUGCAGGGCUUUCAGGAGUAUUUGGAGAAGCGCUGCCCUGGGGCGGCGGUCCCCGUGGACCUACUCAAGCUCGCUAGAACAGCAGGCCGACAGCCUCCACACCACCACCCUCAUCCUCCGCACCACCACCACCCCCAUCCUCAUCACCCCGGCUCGCUGCCUCCGCCCCCGCCGCCGCCGCCCGCGCGGAUCCUGGUGGACGCAGACUCGGGCCUCCAGCGGCUCUAUGGCGGCUACCAGACCGACUGGGUGUGCGGCGGCGAGUGGAACGCCAUGCUGGGCUACCUGGCGGCCCUGUCUCAGGCCUGCCUUUACCAGGGCGGCCUGGAGCUCGUCGUCGUGUUCAACGGCACGCUCGGCAAGGAGCGCUGGCCUGAGUGGGCGCGGCGGGCGCAGGGGCAGCGGCAGACCGCGCAGCUCAUCGUCAACCACGUCGGCAGCAAGGCCACGCCGCCCCCGCGAGCAUGGUUCCUGCCACCCGCCUGCCUGAGCCACUGCGUCCGCCUCGCCAUGUUCCGCUUCCGCGUGCGGGUGGUACAGACACUUGAGGACCACCACCAGGAGGUGCUUUCUCUGUACAGAGACUACGGUUUUCAGGGCCUGAUUGCACAGGACUCGGAGUUCGCUCUAUGCAAUGUCCCAGCCUAUUUCAGCUCCCAUGCUCUCAAGCUCUCCUGGAACGGCAAGAACCUGACCACUCAUCAGUACCUGCUCUCUGAGGCUGCUCGCCAGUUGGGUCUCAAAACCCAGCAUCUGCCCAUCUUUGCUGCCCUGCUUGGGAACCACAUUCUGCCAGAUGAAGACCUGGCUGCCUUUCAUUGGAGUCUCUUGGGUCCAGAACACCCUCUUGCCUCCCUUAAGGUAAGGGCUCAUCAGUUAGUCCUUCCUCCCUGUGAGGUUGUGAUUAAGGCUGUAUCAGAUUAUGUUGCAUCCAUCAAAGAUCUUGGGAACCUGGAUGCUGUGGCCAGGGAUGUAUUUAAACAGUCUCAGUCUCGGACUGAAGAUAAAAUCGAUAGGUUUAAGAAGGCAGUGGAGUAUUUUUCAGCGGCCAGUAAACCAAGACCUCUUUCAAUGGGACCUUCUCCUUACCUCUUUCCAGGUUUUGGGCCUGGUCAGUUUGGCGGACCUCCUGGCCACAUGGGGGCAGUACAGCCUGGAAAAGCCCAGUUUGGUCCACCCCAGGUAUCAGGUGUUAAGGUGCCUUAUCCAGGUGGGCCCUACGGACCCGGUCCGGCCUCUGGUCAUGCCCUUCUAUUCCAGAACCCACCUCCAUCACUGCAGGAAUGCAAUGAUUCUUCUGUUGGGAAAAUGGGCUUUGCUGAAUGGUCUGCUCCUUAUGAUUCCGCUCAAGGUGGCAACCGACUGCCCAACCACCACACAGCAGCUCCCUCAGGCCCUUCCCCCUCACCGUCUUCUUCCUCAGAUGGGGAGGAGCAAAAUGACACCAGCACUAAUCAUUUGGCCGACAAGUCCUCUAGAUGGGAAGAUCCCAGUGGCCGUGGAGGAGGCUCCUCCGGGGACGGUCACCAGGGUAACGGGAGUGGGCCAUCUAUUCCAUCACUGCUGUCCAUGGCAACACGGAGCCACAUGGACAUCACAACCCCACCCCUGCCACAGGUCAGUGCGGAGGUACUGAGAGUGGCAGAGCACAGACACAGGAGAGGACUCAUGUACCCACAGAUCUACCACAUCCUCACCAAGGGGGAGAUGAAGAUGCCAGUGUGUAUAGAGGACGAGUGCAAUCCCGACCUGCCUCCUGCCUCUCUACUGUUCCGUUCAGCCCGGCAGUAUGCCUACGGGGUGCUGUUCAGCCUGGCCGAAACCCAGAGGAGGCUGGAGAGGCUGGCCAUGCGCAAGCGCACUCCACUUGAGGUGCCUCCGGUCAUUGUUAAGGAAUGGUGUGCCAGCAAAGCCAAGUCAGCUCUGACCCCGGAGCUGGUUCCAGCACUCUGUUUCCGGGAGUGGACCUGUCCCAACUUGAGGCGUCUGUGGCUGGGCCGAGCCUCGGAGGACCGCAGCCGCCGCACCCGUGCAUUCCUGGCCUGCAUGCGCUCAGACUGCCCUGCUCUGCUCAACCCUGCCUGCGUGCCAUCCCACCUGCUGCUCAUGUGCUGUGUCCUCAGGUAUAUGAUGCAGUGGCCUGGUGGCCGCAUUCUCCAACGCCACGAGCUUGAUGCCUUUUUGGCCCAAGCUGUGUCUAACCAGCUCUAUGAGCCUGAUCAACUCCAGGAACUCAAGGUGGAGAAAGUGGAUAACCGUGGAGUUCAGCUGGCCUCCCUGUUCAUGAGUGGCGUGGACACUGCCCUUUUUGUGAAUGAUGUGUGUGGGCAGCCUCUGCCCUGGGACCACUGCUGCCCAUGGGGCUUCUUUGAUGGGAAACUGUUUCAGAGCAAAUUGGCCAAGGCUACCAGAGACCGUGCUGCCCUGCUGGACAUGUGUGAAGGCCAGGAGGAACUUGUGUCUCGCGUGGAGAAGAUGCGACAGGCCAUUCUAGAGGGCAUCAACCUUUCACGACCCCCUCCCCCACCCCCACCUCUGCCACCCCCAGCGUUCCUGCCUCCUGCUAUGGUGCCACCUUUCUACCCUAUGCACCCACUGUACCCACCACGGCCCUUGGGUUCAAUGCCCCCUCCGCACCACCAGCACCGGCCAAGAGCCUUCCCAGGAAUCCAGUCUAUACCGCCUCAAGGUGGGAAGCUGGAGAUUGCUGGUAUGGUUGUGGGUCAGUGGGCUGGAAACAAACCAUUGCGUGGCAGAGGGGGAUUUAACAUGCAGGUGGUUUCAGUGGGAGGAGGGAAAGGAAGGGGUAAAGAAAUGACGCCAAAAGGAAGGGGAGGGAAGAAAAUUACCACCAACCGAACACAGAAUCUCUCCUCAUCGCCCCCCUCUACCAGCCCCCCGAAGCUGGCAGAAGAGCCCAAGACAGUGGGGCGGCCCUCUGGAACUGGUGAGAGAGCUGGGGGCGUGUCCCAGCAGCUGAAUGGCAGCUCUUCAGGAAGCGCCACUGGUCAACCCAUUGACCUGCCACCACAGCCAAUCCAGUGUGCCUUAGCCAGCAGAGACAACCAAUCAGGAGAUGGGGUAGAGGUAGAGGCCCCUUGUUGCCUUGACGACUGCCCAUCAGAUGGUGCACUACAGAAAGAGGAGUAAUUACAUCCCAUAGUGUAAUGAGAAUGAUUGCGUUGAGAGGGAAUGAUCCAAGUUCGACUGCCUUUUCCUUGCAAAAUAUGAUAAUUAGGGCACAGUAGCCACUUUGUGUUGUCAUAAGAAUAAUUUAUGAUGUUGCAGAUGCUGGAAACUAUAGAUGGACAGUGUGAGAAGGAGUGCGGUCUGCGUGUCACCUUAACAGCAGGUUCUGAUUUGCGACUGAGCGAAGUUUAAAAUCACAACCUUCGAUUGCACUUUGCACUGAAUCUUCGGAUUCUGGAUCUCAGCCUUUCCACUGCCCCAUCAGGGUUGUAGCAUUGUGACGAGCUCUCAGUCUUUUCACCUUUCUAACAUUUUUUUGUUUGAUUUUGAGACAUAUUAGAACAUCAGUGUUGGUUGUAUAUCCGUAUGAUGGCCUAAAAUGGCUACCGUCAGCCCUUGUUGCCCAAAUAUUCUAUUCCGAUUUCACCCACCUACUUCAUUUAAUUAACGUUUAGCUGGCAAAUUUAAGAGCAGCAUCAUUUACUACCCUGAUCUACUCCCAAAGUGUGUUUUUGAACCGACGUUUAGUUAUCCGUCUGCAGAAAAAAAUAAAUAGAAAAAUGUAUAAAAAAAACAUUUAAAAAGAAGAAGCAGUGCUCACAUGACCAAGGCUGUAGAUCACACUAGCUCCAUCGUCAUCAUGUGUCUGCAAAACUGACAACGAUUCCUCGUGAUAAUUUAGUGUACUAUGUCUUUACUUUUGUCCCCCUUCUCCUUCCUGCUCAUUUUGUGGAUGUAAUUAGGGCUGGAAUAUUGAAUUAUUGGAAUGACUAUUGGUAUUUAAAGCGACUUUAUGUAGUAUUUCUUCAAAUAGCAGCAAAAACAGCAUGUUACAUUAAUCACAAUAGCAAAUUUAUUGAUUGAAAAAAAAAAAAUUAAGUGUCUGUCAGAGGAGAUGAUUAUAAUAAUUUUUUUUAAUGCCCUAUUCACUUUUAGAUUUGAUACCAUAUGGUAUCAUGAUCAAGCCUAUAAAGCCCUAUUGAAAAUUGGUUGCGUUUAUUAGUCAGUGUUACCAAUGGGAAUAAGAGAGAAAAUGCGUAUGUAGAUCUUAGCGCCACGCUGCACAUACAUAUAUUCUACAUUGCUGUUAAAGGGACACGAAUCACGAAUGAAAGCUGUUGUGCUCGGUCAGAUAUCAGCUUUUAUUCAUUAUUAGUCUCGUUUACACUGAUGUAUGCCCCCCUUUUAAUUGCACAAAAAUGUCCUUUUCUUUAGUUUUCUUUUAAUUUGUUUUAUUUUAAUGAGUAUUGUUAGAUCCCAGACAAUUUUUCCAGCGCACCUUAAGAGUUGGUUUUAAUCUUGAUUUUGUUGUGGGAGAAUGCAGGCAGGUUGUCUCAGUGUGUGAAAAGCUGAAUUCACACAUGGUGGUUUACUUAUUUCAACCCUGAAUAACCUGCCACUGCUUCAAGCACAAGGUCGGGUUCACUGUUCUCUUGGUGGCUCAUGAAGUCCAGGCUCAGAGAGAGUGUGAGAGAUGUGAGUGUGAGUCAGGAGCAAGGUAUUGCUUUUUUUUUAGCAAGCACCACGAUUAAUAGCUUUGUCUCUCGUGUAGUCUUGUGACGGUCUUUAUUUAAUUUUAAUUUAUAUGUUUUUUGUUUUUUUUUAUUAUACCCCCUCCCUCCCCUUUGAGUCCCCCUCUCUCUGCUGAGUAAACUCUGCUGAGUGAUCCCAUUGGUAGAGCUGCUAACAUUGUACUAUUAUAUUAAGAAUUUUUAAGCACUUUAUGCCCGAAUAUGAUAUGCAAGCCCAAAGCCAAACUUAAAAAAAAAAAAAAGUAACUACUUUCAAAAAUUGAUUGUAUUCCAACAUAAAGCACUUGUUAUUUAUGUUUCAUAUGAUUAUAGCACACUUUAUAUUCUAUAGCCACAUCCAGUUCUCAAAAGUAGCCCAAGAGUUUCCUCACUUUCUUUCGAUGGUUUAACUGUCUUUAUUUGCGUUUCUCUUGCGUGGCACGUAAUAGAAAUAUAUAUAUUCCAAUGGAUUUGAAUGUGCAAACAGAGUGCAUUGGAAGCAGCACUUUGUUUUAAAACCAGAAAACACACUGGACUGUUCUUAAACCAGGAUAAAGAAGAAAAAAAACAAGACACAACAACACAAAUUACAACUUCUGGCAGAGUUAGGGAGAAAACAGAAAAAAGGAACAAUAUAUGGAGAAGGAACCAUCCAUAGUACCAUUUGAUAUCUUAGCUGUUUGUAUAUAUAUAUACUGUAGAUUUAAUGUAUGUGAUCUCGGUGCACGAUGAUGCAGUGGAGUGAUUUUAUCAAUGGUUGGGAAUGCACACGGCCCCCGUCACCCCGACAUCUCCGCUAUCUCCGCUGCUAUAUGAAAUGUCACUUGAUGUGUAGACACAUUUCAGCUCAGCUUUAAGGUUUAAGAGUUUUGAGUUUCACACUAAUUCACUUAUUCAAAUUAGAGGUGGAACUUUUCCGACACUUGUCAUCUUAUGCUUAUGUCCUCCCUUUGUGCCUGACAUGUACAGUACAUGGAUUGCUCUUGUGCACGUGCAUUCACCCACCAUAGCUAAAAUCAUUUGAAUUUUGUAAAAGUAAUUCCUAAACAGCAGAUGAGAACAUUUUUCUUGUGACACGAUCAACCAACAAAGGAGAAAAAAUAAAAUAAAUAAAUAAAACAACGCGCCUCUAGACCUAUCGUAACAUUCGUGACAUUAAGCUGUACGUCGUCUGGUUUUCGUGACAUUACGCUGUACGUAUUGUCUUGUUUUUUGUUUUGUGAUGGCCCGUGAAACUUGUGCACUUCUUCAGGAAAAGCACAUUUACUGAGGCAAAAAUGGGCUCGAACAAAGCCAGAGCACAGUAAAUGAAGUUCUCUGGCUUGCAACCAUGAUUUGACGUUUUGACGAUCUGACACUUUUCACAUGAAGGGGGUGGGAAAACUCCCCCCAUCAUGUGCAAGUAUACGUACCUUCGAGGAUAUUAGGGAUGAUGUGAGUGAGCUUAAAAGUUGUAUCCAAGGACAACUAAUAAUACUACAGAGGAGAAAGAGGCUUUUCCAAUUAUGAAGUUGUUUUAAUCAGAAACUUUAUGGAUUACCUGUAAGCAUGUCAAUAAGAUGCACCUUAUUUUGUUAGAAUAUAGAUAAAUAAUGGUUUAUCUUGUGCCACAAAAAUUAUAUCAAAAGUUAUAUAGAUCAAAUAAUCACAGACAUCCAUAUUUAUGUUUGUAUAUUAAAAAAAAAAAAUCCACAAUUGUGGAAGCCCCUACAGCUAAAUACCAACUAAGAGUAUACCCCCUCAGAAAUCUAGUCUAAAAAUGAGCAACAUUUAACUAAAUAAGUGUUUUAUCAUUGGUGGGUGUCCAAGCUCAGUUUCUUAGAGAAAGAGACAGCGUGACAAUACUGGACAUACUUCACAGAACUGCAACAAAUCAGGACUAUAUCUUGACUGUGGCAUUGCAGCUAGAGUACUCAAACUAGUACCAUAGUAAAAACAUGUUAAACAAACAAACAAACAGACGUCAACCUUAGGUUGUUUGUUGGAUUUGGUUAAAUGAAAUGAAAUGAAAUAAAUCAAUUGUUCAGCCGUACUUCUGACGGAUGGAUGGAUAAAUGGAUGUUCCAUCAUCCCUUCCAUCAACCCAAGCACGUGCUAACAACUACACAAACACACAGAUACACACAUCCACACAUCUAUAUACAUGCAUAUAUAAACACAUGUGCACGCACACACACUUACUUACUGUAGAUCAUUUUUAUGUUCAGUUUUCAGUUUUUUUGUUUGUUUUUCCAUUUAAGAUAGAUACAAAAAUUCAAGUAAGUUCUCUUUAAGUACAGAUUAUUAUUAUUAUUAGCGUAGAAAACCAGUUAUUGGAGUCUCACUUAGCUUAAUUUUUAGUCUCAGCGAUAAGAUAUAUAAAUGAAACAUUUAACUCACAGACAGACCCAGAAAUGGAUACAAACACCUGAACACAAACACACACACACAUAUAGAUUGUUUUCUUUUAGAGAUAUCAGUUAGAGCAAGAGAAAAAAAAACUUGUAAUGCAGUUUCACGUACGUGAUGCAUUAUCCAGACAUUUAUUUGUGUCUUUUUUUUGUCGUUUUUGUUGUAGUUGAUUUUACUUUCAAUGCUUAAAUAAGGGAUUUCCAGAAGCGUGGCUCCCAAGUUACCCUCUGCAAACCACCUUCUUCUUUCCCUGCUUUUAUGUAUUCUCUUUUUGACUGUUCUAACGUCUUGCUUUCUCGCCAUUUAAUCCGACAUUUGUGAAGAGUUUGAUAUACACACAGAGAGUCCCACGUGUACGAUAUUUUACAGUAUUAAGUAUUGUUAAGGGAUGUAUGUUCUGAUUUCUCAAUUAGAACCAAUGUUUCUAUCGUUGUAUGCCUUGACCCCGUUUUCCUAAUCAUUAAUUGAUGAUUGAUGGUAAAAUAGAAUACGCUCUGAAUUAAUCAACCACAUGGCAAUAGUCGAUGUGUUUGUUCAUUCAGUUUGCCGUUGAUUUUAAAAGUCCCCAUUAUUCGCUCUUGGAUAUAGGCUACUAAUAUACACUCCCAGAGUUCACAUACUUGCUUGCUUUUUGUGAUUUUACUCUAACUUAAAGAAUCCUAUAUUCUUCCUCACUUUAAAACAAAACUAAAAAACACCCCGCAACCUGUUCUUCUACUUCUUCUUCGUCUACUUGUUUCACCAUGUCUAGCCUCUGUCAUCUUCUCUGACCAUGGUUCUGUUUGUGGACUUUCUUACUCGUACUCCAGUGCUGUCUCCUUACCCCGUUAUACUAACAGUAAAGGUAAUAUUAACAGUAAUAAUCAGUCUUAUAAUCAGUCUGUAUGUAAUUGUAGCCAGAAGUUUGGAAACAAAUGUUUUCAUUGAUGAACAAAAAAAAAAGAAAAAAAUCUAACCUAACCAUCUUUGGUUUGAAAUUGUGGAAAUUGUGUUUCUCACUUUCUUUUAUUUUCAUUUUUUUAUGUUAUUACAAGUGCUACUUCUUUGACCGUCGCUACAGUUAGUAUUAAAAUACGCUUAGCAGAAGUAGAUAUUUUUCAACUGUAAUGAUUGCAAUUUUACCUAUACCUUACCUUUUCAUGGUAUAUGUUUCAGACCACUUCACCAUUAUGAUGUAAUUGUAGCCAUCAGACUAAACCGCAGCUUUGUCAACUGUUUUCAAUUACUUUAAUUAAUCAGUCAAGAUGAUUUUAAAAGCUGAUGAAGUCAGCAUUGACCAUUGCAUCCUUGCACAUAUGUAAUAAAAAAAAUCUAUAUAAAGAAAAAACAAAAACAGAGAACGUUCUCUCUGCUACUAAAAACCAAAGUGCAUAUUACCAUAUUACUAUUUGUCAGUUCUUUAGUUUCUGGAACCCAUACUUCUACAUUUAAGUGAUCGAGAUUUUAGAAUACAUAUUGUGGGUCCAUAUUACAGAUAUUGAAUGAAGGAAAUAUGGUGUUUACAUCUUUCUGGUGAAAAGUGGCUGAGUUGUGUAUCGUCCGGUUUCAUUGCUAAAAAAAAUAUAUAAGAAAAUUAAGACUUUUUUGUUUGUUUUUGUUUUUAAUCCUUUUUCUGAAGUUGAGCCUUGGACGCAGGUUUCGAUACAGUUAAAUCCUACCACCCCUUACUGAAGUCACCCAUGCACUUGUAAUGUCCUUCUGGAUGAUGUAGCUUCAUCAGUAGUCAUGGCUAGGUUAAAUGUUAAAAACACGUAACUGUAAACAGGCUCACACAAACGAACAUGUACACACGCACCUAAAGCUAUUGUGAGGAGUUUUUUGCCUGUGCAUUCCUGUAGAUUCGUGUCUGGAGCUUAGAUUUGAUUCUUGCUUUGAAACUGUUCCCCCUGUAUCCUAGCUCUGUAGCCCUUCACUUCACAGGACCACCUGCUUGGUUUUGACUGGUGUUGUAAGGUUUCGACCCCGUUCUGAUAACAGCAAUGUGUUGUGUACAAUGGUCCACCGAUGUCCAUCCUGCUUUUGCUGGAUGAGUGCCCGGCCCCUCGACAUUCUACCCUUACUGCUUCUUACAGCAUGUUGCCCCAUCAUGUCCUCAACAGUCUCCAACCAGCCCCAUUUGUAGGCAACACAUUCUGUCGUCUGUUCUUGGAAAACUGAUCCAUUCAUCAAGACAAAAAUGCAUUGAUGCAUGCAUCAAGGUGUCCAGAAGAACUUGUGUAGUGAAGGGUAAAACUUCAUUAUUAUUAUUAUUGCUGUUAUGGUUAUGAUCGUUAUUAACAGUUUCUCAUUUUUAGUAUAAAGAAAGCACCAGAUUGUUUUGGAAAGAAACCUUUUUUAUUUGUCUUGCUGUUGUGGUCUGAUUUCACAAUGCAUUGAGAAGAAAGCCAAAAGGCUGAGAGAGAAAGAGCGAGCGAGAGAAAGAAAGAGAGAGAGUCGAAGUUGGCAGUCAUGUUUGUAUGGUUGGGAAAUGACUUACAGUGCUGAAAUAAAAUUUAUUCUUUUAGUAAUUUU
Astyanax mexicanus (Mexican tetra) is the source of this 10811-nucleotide messenger RNA. RefSeq names its product family with sequence similarity 120C (gene fam120c). The record is from RefSeq and is a predicted model, not a curated record. The coding region runs from base 1204 to 4359 and encodes 1051 amino acids. NCBI's taxonomy places the organism in Eukaryota, Metazoa, Chordata, Actinopteri, Characiformes, Acestrorhamphidae. Gene Ontology annotation, cellular component: nucleus. The transcript is spliced from 16 exons.